UGUCGGUGCCGCCCCGUCCCGCCCCGUCCGCCCGGACUUUUGCUCCCGGUCGGGCCCGCGUUGUUCCGGGCCAUGUGAACCAUAGGAUCGGUCCGUUGGGCCGUUACCGAACCGGUGUCGGUAUGGAACGCAGGAAGGUCUUCGUGGUGCUCGACGUGCUCUGCGUGGUGGUCGCGUCUCUGCCCUUUGUCAUCCUGACGCUGGUGAACUCCCCGUACAAACGAGGCUUCUACUGCAACGAUGACUCCAUCCGCUACCCCUACAAGGCAGACACCAUCACCCACGGCCUCAUGGCUGGGGUCACCAUCACCUGCACCGUUCUCAUUAUCUCCUUGGGGGAGGCAUACCUGGUCUACACAGAACGCCUCUACUCCAAGUCGGAGUACAACAACUACCUGGCUGCCCUCUACAAGGUGGUGGGGACCUUUCUUUUCGGGGGGGCCAUCAGCCAGUCCCUGACCGACCUGGCCAAGUACAUGAUCGGCCGCCUCCGGCCCAACUUCUUGGCGGUCUGCAACCCCGACUGGUCCAAGGUGAACUGCUCCAUCUAUGUGCAGCUGGAAAAUGUCUGCCGAGGGGAGAGCAGGAAUGUCACCGAGUCCAGGCUGUCCUUCUACUCUGGGCACUCCUCCUUUGGGAUGUACUGCAUGAUGUUCCUGGCGCUCUAUGUGCAAGCCCGGCUGGUGGGGAAGUGGGCCCGGCUGCUGCGUCCCACCAUCCAGUUCUUCCUCCUCGCCUUCGCCAUCUACGUGGGCUACACGCGGGUCUCUGACUACAAGCACCACUGGAGCGAUGUGCUGGCCGGGCUGCUCCAGGGCGCGCUCAUCGCCAUCCUCAUCGUCCGCUACGUGUCCGACUUCUUCAAGCACCGUCCGCCCCGGCAGUGCGAUGAGAAGGACCCGGAACGCAAACCCAGCCUGCCGCUAACCCUGAGCGACACCGACCGCAAUCACUACAGCUACGCGGGCGCCCCGUGAGCCGCACGCGGGGCCCGGACUGUGGGAAUGGAGGGGUGGGGGGGGAAAACAUGGAGCCUGGUGCCCACCAAUGGCUUCAUCGCACUGCGCCGCAGCCCUGCCCUUCCCCGAUCCCAGCAGCGCCACGGCUUUGGGAUCUGUGGGGCAGGGGGAGGCCUUGGGCCUGGGCUGGGGUCUGCGGGGCCUGGGAGCAGGGCAGGGGGAGGCCUUGGGCCUACACCAGCACUGUGAGGCCUGGUCCAGCGCUCUGAGGCCUACCCUGAAGCCUAUUCCUGCACCUUAAGGCCUGUCCUGGGGCCUAUCCUGAGGCCUAUCCCUGCACCCUGAGGCCUGUCCCAAGGCCUGUUCCCACACCUUAAGGCCUAUCCCAAGGCCUAUCCCAAGGCCUGUCCCAAGGCCUGUUCUCACACCUUAAGGCCUGUCCUGAGGCCUAUCCUUGCACCCCCAAGGCCUGUUCCCAUACCUUAAGGCCUGUCCUGAGGCCUAUCCUGAGGCCUACCCUGCACCCCAAGGCCUAUCCCCGAGGCCUAUUCCCACACCUUAAGGCCUAUCCCAAGGCCUGUUCCCACAGCUUAAGGCCUAUCCCGAGGCCUAUCCCUGUGCUCUGUGCCUUAUCCCUAUCAAACACUACCGCCUUAGGAGCACAACCCCUCACAGCACAACACAAGGAGAGCAGCCUGCUGGGCGAGCACUGCUUUUUGUUUUUCUUUUCUUUUUUUUUUUUUUUUUUUGAAAGGAUUGAAGCAGCCCAGAGCUUGGCUGUGUUCCCUGAUGAGCUUUAAUGGCCGUUUGGUGCAGGGCAGGGGGAGGCCUUGGGCUCCAACCCUUUGGGUGCUGUGGCUUCGGUGUGUCCUCUGUGGGGUGGUCGGGGCAAGGAGAAAAUCUUCUGUGGUAAAGGGGGUGGGGGGUGGGGAAAGGGACGUGGAGCUGCACAUGGGGCUCUUAUCACUGGGGGAAGGUGGGAAAUGGGCCGCAUCCGUCCUGGCUCUGAGCUGCAGCCGCCUCUGGCAUGGGCGAGCUGUGGGCCCGGAGAGAAGCGACAAGCGUUUGCAUGAUGAUGUGUUUUUGUAAAAAUGUGUUUUUUAAAUUAGAUCAUCGAGAAAGAA
Molecule: messenger RNA, 2083 nt
Organism: Phasianus colchicus (ring-necked pheasant)
Lineage: Eukaryota; Metazoa; Chordata; Aves; Galliformes; Phasianidae
Gene: PLPP2
Product: phospholipid phosphatase 2
Biological process (GO): signal transduction; phospholipid dephosphorylation; phospholipid metabolic process
Cellular component (GO): plasma membrane
Molecular function (GO): phosphatidate phosphatase activity
Source: RefSeq, a predicted model, not a curated record